CUAAAUCAAACAACCACGUAUCUAUUUAUUAGUAAUAUCUUUCUUCGCAGAUUCUGCACAGUGUUGCCUCUGUUUAGACUUUAAACUUAAUAUCCCGCAUUCAUCGCCAGUGAGGUCUGCUUCCCGUUGAAUUCAACAUCUGGACUCUCGGUGAUGUGAGCUAGAAACAUAGUUUGGCAUGAAGCCAAGUGCACCCACCGGCCAGGUAAGAUAAGAGAUGCUGAGGUCGGAGGUUCACUUAUAAUAUUCAUGCAAUGGCAGCAGAUAGUUGAAAUCUGCCUUCUUCAAUACUACCGGUACCACCGGGCAGGAAGCAACCUUCUUGAUAGACUUUCAACUAGGCCAGGUAAGGUACCGACCGAGCAAUUGAUCUUUAGUUGGACCUCGGCUCGGUCCCCGCGUUUAUAGAAUCCGGGGAUCCUUCAAUUUCAUAGCUUACCCACUUCAAUACUCCUCUUACUCUUACAUACAAGUCACUCCUCUCUCUCCUUCGACCUGUUGUUUUAUAUUAUAUUCAUUCAAUUCGAGAAACAACAUAUUUCGAACCAACAAAACCAUAUCUAUAACCUCUGAAACAACCUACAAGAUGCGUGGAAUUCAAAUCAAAGAAUAUGUCAAAGGACCUCAAGAUCUUAAAGUCACGGAUUUGCCUGAUCCAGUACCAAACCCCGAUCAAUACUUGAUUGAAAUUCAUGCCACCGCUACCAAUUUCUACGACCUGCUCCAAAUUCGCGGGAAAUAUCAACACCAACCUCCUCUACCUUGGAUUUCCGGCUCAGAAUUCAGCGGCACCAUUCUUUCCACACCCUCCUCUUCCUCAUCUCCUAAAUACAAACCCGGCGACCGCGUCUUUGGCGCCUCUCAAGGUGGCUAUGCAACUCUUGUCUGCGCCCAAGAAGCUUCUCUCUACCCCGUCCCCGACUCCUGGUCUUUCUUCGAAGCAGCCGGUCUCUUCGUCACCGCUCCCACAUCCUACGGCGCCCUCGUCACACGCGCGAAUAUAAAAUCUGGAGACUAUGUCCUGAUUCACGCUGCUGCCGGUGGAGUCGGUCUUGCAGCCGUGCAGAUUGCAAAGGCAUUCGGCGCAACUGUUAUAGCUACUGCUGGCACGAAGCGAAAGCUGGAGGUAGCGCGAGAAUUUGGCGCCGAUCAUGUUAUUGAUUACGGCGAUGCUUCUUGGCCCGAUCAAGUCAAGAAAUUAACACCAAACAACAGAGGUGUAGAUAUCGUAUUCGAUCCAGUGGGCCUAAUCGACAAAUCGACAAAAUGCAUACGCUGGAACGGACGACUCCUUGUUAUCGGAUUCGCAGCCGGAAAUAUCGAGAAAGUGGCGAUGAAUAAGGUUUUGUUGAAGAAUAUAAGUAUAGUGGGAUUACACUGGGGAGCAUAUGUGCAGAACGAACCGGAAAAGAUCCAAGAGGUAUGGGAGGGUAUUUUUAAAUUGAUCAAAGAGGGAAAAUUUAGAGGAACCGUCUUUAGGGAUAAGGAGCUUGUGGGGCUGGAGGAUGUUCCAGGAGCAUUGGAGAGUUUAGGGGGGAGGGGGACAUGGGGAAAGGUUGUUGUGAAGGUUGAGAAGAAUGGAAAAGAGGGGAGGAGUAAGAUUUAGACGAGGGGAGGGAAGAAGGACAGGUGGUUGGAUUAUAGAUGAACAGGGGAGAUAUGCUAUUAGCGAGGAUCUAAGGGACCGUAGUGCACCUUUGUAUGUGUGUUAUACAAACUGAACUAGACUACAUGACCGACUGCAUUACUAAAGAGAUAUGGGAUGGGUUAUUGGAAGUUGUCUUGAUAGAGAAGAUACUUCAAAUGAAUUCCUGGCACAUAGAUUGAAGAGUUACAGUAUCAGCUCACAGAAUUUAGAGUAUGCAAAACAACUACUCCAAGAUUUUUAGGAAAAUUGCAACGAGCUCAUGUCGGAUGACGAUUCAUACACACAUCCUCACAUCCCAUCAUCAUUACAUCACACGCUG
Molecule: messenger RNA, 1967 nt
Organism: Botrytis sinoallii
Lineage: Eukaryota; Fungi; Ascomycota; Leotiomycetes; Helotiales; Sclerotiniaceae
Exons: 3
Coding region: 587-1606 (339 amino acids)
Cellular component (GO): mitochondrion
Molecular function (GO): oxidoreductase activity; zinc ion binding
Source: RefSeq, a predicted model, not a curated record